AUGGUUGUGAACUCAAUUAAUACUUUUAUCCGAAGAUACAAACAAAGUGGUGUAAUCAAAAAACCACCAGGAAUUAAACCAAAGAAGUUAUCAAGUGAACAAGUGAAAGUUUUGAAUUCUUGGUUCGAUGAAAAUUGUUUAAUCACUUUGGAUGAUGCAAAGGAUAAAGUUAAAGAAAACUUUGGAAUUGAAAUUUGUAUCGAAACGAUUCGAAAUUAUUUAAACAAACUCAACUUUAGCUUCAAACGAAUUUCAGUUGUUCCCGUUGCUCGAAAUGACCCAACAAGAAUCGCUGCGAGAAAAGAAUAUGCUCGAAACUUUAUGACAAUUCAAAGACACCGAGAAAAAUUUUUUUUUCUCGACGAAACAGGCAUCGCCGUUCACGCGCGGGUUAAUUAUGGAUGGAGUCGUAUUGGUGAACGUGCUAACGUCAAGACUCGUGCAGUCAGAGGAAAACAUUUCUCAAUUUGUGCGGCUAUUAAUUAUCGUAGUCUUUACUUUUAUGAGGCUAAAGAAAAGGGUUAUGACACAGAACAUUUUGUAACCUUUCUCAAUCAAUUCCUGCGCUUUUUAGAAAGAGAUGAUAUCAAAGAGGCCUACAUAAUCAUGGAAAAUGUCCCAUUUCAUCAUUCUACGGGAGUCAAAGAUACAAUUGAAGGAAAAGGUCAUAAUCUAAUCUUUCUUCCUGCUUAUUCACCUUUUCUCAACCCAAUAGAGAAUAUGUUUAACCAGCUCAAGUAUUAUGUCAAAAGAUUCAAUCCAAAUACACCUGAUGAUGUUUUUCAUGGAGUUGAUCUAGCAAGUGAAAUGGUCGUUAAAAACGAUUGUAUAAAUUAUUACGAGAACAUGAUGAUUUAUAUUGGAAAAAGUCUCGAAGGAGAAAUAAUAAAUAAUUAA
Molecule: messenger RNA, 897 nt
Organism: Panonychus citri (citrus red mite)
Lineage: Eukaryota; Metazoa; Arthropoda; Arachnida; Trombidiformes; Tetranychidae
Exons: 1
Coding region: 1-897 (298 amino acids)
Molecular function (GO): nucleic acid binding
Source: RefSeq, a predicted model, not a curated record